Molecule: messenger RNA, 2282 nt
Organism: Contarinia nasturtii (swede midge)
Lineage: Eukaryota; Metazoa; Arthropoda; Insecta; Diptera; Cecidomyiidae
Product: serine protease filzig-like
Exons: 9
Coding region: 34-2220 (728 amino acids)
Biological process (GO): proteolysis
Molecular function (GO): serine-type endopeptidase activity
Source: RefSeq, a predicted model, not a curated record
CUGAUAAAAAUCAAACUUAUUAAAAGUGUUAAAAUGGCAAUUAAUAUCAAAAAUCUAAUAAAAUUGAUAAUACUACUGAUUUUUUACAAAUCAGCAGUGUGUGCUGAUCCAAAGAUUGAGUCACGAACUUUUUACUGGAAAAUGUGUUCGAUAUUUAAAUAUUCAAAUUUUUGUUUGCCAUAUAUUUAUGGCCCGUAUUCGUAUCCGGCAUUUUCACAAAUUCCUGGCUCUGUUGUGCAAAUUGCACCCUUUCCAUUAAUCGUUAAUCCAUCCACAUCUGCUCCGAGCUAUACAAUACCAACGGUUUACACAACUACAGCUCGUCCAUUUUCGCAAAGCGUUCCUCAAGUGCCAAUCUAUCCAUCGAUUCCGAUAAUUCCAAAUCAACCAUUUCCACCAGUACAAAUUCCAUCAACAACACAGUGUCCACCGAACAUUGCAAUUUGUCCACCAGCUGCAUUGGCCGUACCGUUCGAUCCGCGACAGGGUCUUAUUCGACAAUUCAACGGUUGCCCAUGUAUGGAUCCACGCAAUGCAAACGCAUUGCCAGGAGCACAAUCAAUGAAUGUUGCUCCGAUGCCGCCUUCUUCACCGGGCGCUCCAGUUUUUGGCGCUGGUCCAAUCCCAUCUGGACCAAUCCCAUCUGGUGUACUGGGACCACCACCAAUUCCUGGCGCUAUAAUACCUAGACCAGCAGCGCUUCAAAUGGCACCCCUUCAAUUUCCUAGAUAUAGUCGUGCGGCAGUUUCAUCAACAAACAAUUGUGACUUUCAUAGUCAUCAAUGCACACGUUUAACUAGCUGCACUUAUUUUGAGAGUUUAAUUGAAAAGGGUAUUGAUGCACUGACGGUGGGACAAGAGCUACGAAAACUGUUUUGCGGCUAUGAUGGAUUUGAUAUUUUGAUUUGUUGUCCAUUGGCAAACUUAAACAAUACACCCCCUACAACAACUACAGCAACAACAAAUCAACCAACAAUGAUUGAUAUUUAUUCAACGUACGAUGGAGGUUUUGCAAAUAAUCAUGGCAUUGUUUUCAGCAGCAUAAAUUCACAUGGUUCCAUUGCACAGCCAAUGCAAAGCAUCUCGAGUCAUGUUCCACGUCCACUCGAGCCAGCACCACAAUCAUCCAAUGUAAACAAUGUUUUGGACUUUAAUUCGAAUCCAUUCAGUACUUCGCCGUCGUCGUCGUCGUCGUCAACAAACAAUCAUAUACAAGAAGUUCCUGCAAAACCACAAUCACCAUUUUCAUCAAGUGGUUUAAUGUUUGCCCCGUUGCUUGUGACUGCGUUUCCGAUACCACAGCAAACUGUAAAUUCUACCACGAAUCAUCAAAUCAAUCAUACUAAUCAGGCGGUGCCUCAAGUUACACAAAAACCACCAUUGUCAAUAGUGCCACCAACAACACACCAAACACCAUUUUCAAAUCCCACGUCCAAAUGUGGCAUUUCCAAAUAUACCGGUUCACGCGUUGUUGGAGGAAUGAUUACUCAACUCGGUCAAUACCCAUGGAUAGCAGCGCUGGGAUAUCGCUUUCCAAAUUCGAGUAUAAUUGGUCUGCAAUUUUAUUGUGCCGGAUCUUUGAUAACUAGAUCGCACAUUUUAACAAGUGCUCAUUGCAUCACACGUUAUUUGGCUGUUGCCCGGCUAGGCGAAUAUGAUUUAAACAGUCGAAAUGAUGGGGCCAGCCCCAUUGAUUUUGUCAUCGAACGGAGUAUAGUUCAUGAAGAAUAUGUGCCCGACAUAAUUUUAAACGACAUCGCGAUUGUGAAAUUGAGAUAUCAAGCUCCAGUUAAUGAUAACAUUCGACCCAUUUGUUUGCCAUUAUUCGAACCGCUACGGUCGGCGGAUUUAACAGGCUACCGGCCAUUUGUGGCUGGUUGGGGCUCUACACAUUUUCAAGGGCCACAAUCAUCAAUUCUACAAGACACGCAAGUCCCAAUUGUUUCAACAUUUGAAUGCGGCCAGAGCUAUAAAACUGUUUUUUCAUCGCAAAUAUUUGACGAGAGAAUCAUUUGUGCUGGUAAUGGUUUACACGAUGCUUGUCAGGGCGACAGUGGAGGACCUUUGAUGGUUUCAGAACUCUCGGAAAAUGAUGAAGGAUUCCAUUUUACACUUGUGGGAAUUGUGUCAUACGGCUACGAAUGUGCAAGAGAUGGCUUCCCAGGCGUUUAUACAAGAGUUUCAGCAUUUUUGCCAUGGAUUCAGCGAAAUUUAUCGUGAAUUUGCUCCUUUCAGCGAUCUUAUCAAUAUUUUUGAAAUAUUUAUAUUAUUUAUUUGGAGAC